This is a messenger RNA of Salvia hispanica, 1862 nucleotides long. RefSeq names its product solute carrier family 40 member 2. Gene Ontology annotation, molecular function: iron ion transmembrane transporter activity. Gene Ontology annotation, biological process: iron ion transmembrane transport. Lineage: Eukaryota; Viridiplantae; Streptophyta; Magnoliopsida; Lamiales; Lamiaceae. Gene Ontology annotation, cellular component: membrane. The record is from RefSeq and is a predicted model, not a curated record.
AUGGAUGAAGCAUUGAUUGAGCAACAAGAACACUCUUCUUCACUGCUCCUAAAGCUGUAUCUUGGCCACUUUUUAGCCAGAUGGGGUGCCAGGAUGUGGGAGUUCUCGGUUGGUUUAUACAUGAUCAAUGUGUGGCCAGACUCUUUACUUGUCGCUGCAGCUUAUGGCGUGGUGGAAUGUGCUUCGACUGCAAUAUUUGGUCCUUUAAUUGGACAGUUGGUGGAUAAGCUCUCCUACACUCGGGUUCUCCAACUCUGGCUCUUGAGUCAAAAUCUGUCAUUUGCUGUUGCUGGAGUUGCAGUCGUUGCUAUACUGAUGUAUACAGACUUGAUGACUGCCAAUUACGCGGUGUUCAUCUCUCUUCUCGUACUUAUUAACAUCUCGGGAGCUGUGGCCGUGCUUUCCACUCUAGCUGGAACCAUCUUGGUUGAAAGAGAAUGGGUGGUUGUGAUAUCAGAAGGUCAGUCUCCUGGAGUUUUGACAAAGAUGAACUCUGUGAUACGAAGGAUCGAUCUAAUCUGCAAGCUGUUUGCUCCUGUGCUCACCGGCUUUGUCAUCAGUUUUGUGUCGCUAACUGCAUCUGCUUUGGCAUUAGCGAUCUGGAACAUAAUAUCUGUGUUCUUGAUAUAUAUCCUUCUGAUGUCCGUGUACAAAGGGAUUCCAAGAUUAAGAGACGUCAGCGAAAGAAGGGUGUCGGUAGCAUCAAGAUCUUUGGUCGGGGAAGUAGAUGAGAGUGUGUCUACUUACCACGAACGAGAAAGCUUGAUUACUCCAGAUGCAAAUUAUUCCGAGAGUAGCCCAAAAGGGACCAUGAUCGAGAAAUUUCUGAGCCUUCCUUAUGUUCGUGCUUGGAGAGUUUACAUUAACCAAGAUGUCGUCCUUCCUGGUCUAGCUCUAGCCUUGCUGUAUUUCACCGUGCUCGGAUUUGGAACGUUGAUGACAGCUACUCUAGAAUGGCAAGGGAUACCUGCAUAUGUGAUCGGGAUUGCACGUGGAAUAAGCGCCAUGGUUGGGAUAGGGGCAACAUUUGGGUACCCCGUGUUGGAGUCUCGAAUCUCAACCCUACGAACAGGUGUUUGGUCGAUAUGGUCUCAGUGGGGUUGUCUCUUGUUAUGUGUUGCUUCUGUAUUGAUGAGGAGUAAAAUCUCUUCAGCGUACGUGCUGAUGGCAGGAGUAGCAUCGUCUCGUUUAGGGCUAUGGAUGUUCGAUUUGUCUGUCAUUCAGCAAAUGCAGGAUGGCGUAGCUGAAUCCGAUCGGUGUGUCGUUGGUGGCGUACAGAACUCGAUUCAGUCCAUGAUGGACUUAAUGACUUACAUCAUGGCCAUACUCAUCUCCAAUCCGAAGGAUUUCUGGAAAUUGAUAGUGUUGUCGUUCGUGGUGGCGACUCUAGCGGCCAUCUUGUACACCGUGCAUAUUUAUCGAGUUCGGAAGCACCUAAUUCACUGGGACAAGCUUCUCCGGCUCAUUAAGUGGUGUGUGUAGUGAGGGCAAAAAUAACACAAGGGCCUGAAGCGUUGGAGGCGACGAACUUGCGGCUUGGACCGCGCCCAGGGUCCGGCUCGGCGUUGGAGGUGCCCGGGCCGUGUCCCAAUUUCUGAUUUUGUGCAGUUUGGAAGAGGGGCGAUGGAAGAAGAGGGAGGAAGACGAUGGAGCUCUCAAUUUUUGCAUUUGGAAGAGGAAGAAGUGGGAGAGGGAGAGGGGCGACGGAGCUCCCCAAUUUGAUUUUCUAGUUUUUUUUUUAUUUAUUUAUUUGCUUUUUUUUUUAGUUUAUAAUUUAUUAAUUUUGAAUUAAAAAUGAAUUUUUUUAAUUGUGUAACAUAUUCUAUUUUCUGAUUUUGUAAAUCGUUAAUAGUUCAAUUUAA